AUGUCUGAAGAGUCUUCACCAGGGGUAAUUGAAGCCUUGCUUAAUAGCAACGAAGAUUAUGAAAGAGUCACACGCGCAAUUGACAUCUUGAAUCGUCAGCUCGAACAGGCCCAGGCUGACAUAGUCACGCUAAAACUAGCAAAGCAGCAGUGGUUGGCCGAUCCGAUUUCUCUUGCCGAAAGACUGCGUGAUGGCACUUUCGAACAAACCCCAAACUGGCAGCGCAUUCAUAGAACCCCAAGUAUAGAUUGGUCUAGAUACCCGCGACGACCGUCAUUGUGUGUUGGUGGUGACACUACGCGAUAUCAUCCUUACAGAUCAAACAGUGAAACGAAGCCAUCUCUUACCUCUCCAACGACCUCAAUGAGCCCCAUGUCGUCGACAUCCCAUUCUUCGACAGAUGCCAUAUCGUCAACUAUAACAAGCCCAGAUGCGCCUCCAGAAGAUCCAUCUGAUCUCAUGGCAUUUGUGUUGAAAGUAGGCGCGUCAGUUGGAUUAUAUCCAAAAAGAAAACAAUCAAAAUCUGAAUCCGAAGGAUAUAACGGUGAUGGGGGACGAAGGUGGAGCAGCGGGUAUAGCGAGGCACCGGCGCGGGGGAAGGGAAUCGGCAAGAGCAUGGAACUGUUGUUUCCGUCAGAGAAUGAAAAUCAGAGGAUAACCAAUGAGGCUAGUACCGUAAAGAAUGAUGUCGAAGAAGUCAAGUCUGAGAGUGCAGUAGAUAACGAUUUUUCGAAGCCAGCCAACCAUAAUGUUCCGUGGACUGAUGAGGAACAGCGUCGUUUGGUAGAAUUAUUACGAAUAUAUCCAGAUGAGGAAAUUCAGUCACAUCGGUUCAAGAGGAUUUCAAUGGCACUGGGAACAAGGACGCCUAAACAGGUUGCUAGUAGAAUACAAAAAUACUUCAUAAAACUGGCUAAGCAUGGCUUGCCUGUUCCCGGAAGAAUGCCAAAUCUGAACUUCUCAGCAUCCUCAUCAAUGAUGAAAAAUAAAAGUCCCGGCGUGGUCUCCAAGUCUAAAUUUAAACCCACAAGACAACCAGAUAGUCGGCCGCGAAGACCACGCGUAUCUGGAGUAGCAUACAUGGAUUCACAGACACCACCAACCAUACUAAUGAACGAAAAUGAUGACGAUGUCAUAGAAAUUAUGCUAAUGAUUGUUGAUGCCACUCAAAAGAGCAUUGCCAACAAGGGAAUAAAGAAUGGCAAUAAUAAUGUUGGAGUGAAUAACGUGAUACACUAUGGGUUUUGCUGCGAUAGCUGCCAGAUUGAUCCCAUAGUUGGGCCACGAUAUCAAUGUGUUGAUUGUAUGGAAAAAGACCAGGAAAUUGAUCUAUGUGAAGUUUGCAUGGAAACCGACGACUUUGAAAUAGAUGGUCAUCAAAAGACUCACCACUUUGCAUUACGAACAACGUCCGAACCUAUACAAUCCAGAGAGAAUAGUAUAUAA
Molecule: messenger RNA, 1446 nt
Organism: Paraglomus occultum
Lineage: Eukaryota; Fungi; Glomeromycota; Glomeromycetes; Paraglomerales; Paraglomeraceae
Source: the annotation of a GenBank genome assembly